CUGUGGCGUUCACCAGACCACCAUCCAUCGCGUCUUUGUCGACACACCCGGGACCACCGUUCCUCGUAGUCGCAUACAUCGAUUUACGACCGAUCAUACAUCAGCAGCCACACUCGCCACACCUUAAAGAAAGCGCUCGCCACUCCGCAAAAAAUAUAGCCAUGGCCACUCCUACGAACAUCAUCAACGUCUCGAUGGCCGAUUUUUACAAUAUCUACCUCAAGGGCUGGGGGCGCAUUGGGGAGGAGAGUAUGCAAUGCCUCAUGCAGCACCUGAUCGAGGAGGAAAUUUACCAGCAAGACCACUGGCGCGACUUCCCCGGCGCCAAAGCCUAUGCGAGCGACGUCCAUCGCGCGCACAUCUGGAACCCCAUGCAGCGCGUCUUCGCUGACGUCGUACAGGCCGCUGCAACCGUGCUCGGCGCGAGCUCGAGCAUGGAAAAAAGAUGCGCGACGUUCGAGUGCGCGCAUGGGAGCGAGACGUUCGCCGAAAACCUGGAGAUCGAGCAGAGCUUUGCGGUCGAUGGCUGGACCGAGCUCGCGAUCCCAAGCAAAAGGGGGAAGAAGCCGGGGUGUGCGUACGAGAUGCACAUCGGCGACCCCCAUGACAGGAAGGCGCUCUGGGUGCGCGCUGCGGACGUGGGCAUCACGGCGCGCUGGGAGCGGCGGGGCUCGAAGAAGACGAGGAUGCAGAACGAGUACAAUACCAUCGGCGCCGCCAGCCACAUCCUCUCCACAGACCGCCGCCGUGCCUUCCACGUUUCCAUCACCAUGGAGGAUACCAUCGCGCGCCUCUGGUACCACUCGCGCUCCUUCUCUGUAGUCUCUGAGCCCUUCGACGUCAACAAGUGCCCCGCCGAGCUCAUCCAGUUCAUCCUCUUCUCCACCUACGCUAAGGACGCGCAGCUCGGCCUGGACGAACACAUCGCCCGCGUCCUCGAUCGCGAGGACCGACUUCAGUACCAAUACGUCGUUAGGCCCAACCCCAACGACCACCGGUGUAUCAUCUACCAAACGGUCGAUGUGCUCGCGCCUGAAUCCCCACACGAUGCAUCCCCUGCCCUCCACGAUAGCGGUGUAGUGGUCUGGUGUGUGCAGCCUGCGAAGCACUGGAAGGACGGCCGAUCCGUCCCCGAGGGCGCGCCGUUCCACGCCCUCAAGGACUUCGCGCAGCUGGAGGACCGGCCGAGGGAGUGGGAGCUCCAGGCGAAAGUGCGCAGGGCGAUGAGGAAGGUAGCGCAGAGCCCGGAGGAAUUGCGGGCGAUGAGGAUGUCGCUUGUGACGAUCAUGGCGGACGGGCCGAUGGCGCUGACGGAGCAGAACGAGGUGCCGGAGGGCGUGGACGUGUACUUCAAGCGGCGCCGGCGGAGCGUAACGGUGUACAAGGAGGUCUGCGUGGACCUGUACAAGCUGGAGGACCCGAGCGUGCAGUUCUUCGCGCUGUCGAAGGUCGCAGAGAUCUUGUCAUGGUGGAAGCGCAUCGGAGUUGUCCACCGUGAUCCCAGCCCGGGCAACUUUUUGGUCCAGCUGCCUGACCAUGAAGACGCAGGCAUUCACGAAUGCAUCGUGAAGAUCACCGACCUGGAGUCAAUGCAAUUCUACGACGAUCUUGGUCCCUGGGAUUGCUAUACGGGCACGGACUACUACAUGGCCAUCGAGGCGCAGGCCGGUCGGCACCUGUUCUGUCCACCCGACGUGCCCCCUUCGCUCCUCGCCCUGAACCACUACAACCACAGCCCCUACAACGACCUUGAACCCAUCCUCUGGAUGGCCCUCGACUACGUCACGAAGCGCGCCGACGGACACCUCAUCGGCGACAGCCCCAGCGCAUCUCUUCUCGCCUCGCUCCGCUAUCAGCUCGCGUACCGCGACCUCAUCUUCACCACGUAUACAGGCUCGGAGACGCGCACGCGCCUGAUGCAGGGCGACCCCACGGAGUGCGAGAUGCUGCGCGCGACGCUCGUGCGCACGUACGGGGCGCGCUCGCCCGUCCCGCACCUCGUCGACCUAAUCUACGCGAUGGCGAAGGCUUACAGGCACGCGCAGAGGUCGGCGAUCGACGAGGAGCUCGAGGCGGGCGUGCCGAGGGAGGGCGUCGCGCAUAAGCGCCUGCCGUUGAAGUGCUUCCGCUCGUGGAUCUAUCAGGAGAUUGAGAAGGGGCUGGCGGCGAUUAGCAGGUAUUACGAGACGCUGGGCAGCUCGUUGAUGCGGCUGGAGGACCUGGAUCUCGAUGCGCUGAGCAGGAAGUGUGCGGCUACGAUUCAGGUGCCGGAACUAGCACCCGCGCUGACCACGGAGGGAGAGUUGGCGGCGGCAGUGGUAGAGACGCCCGCCGACACCACCGGCCAGGCCACGAUCUACGCCAACGAAAAAGACUGCCAGUCCGCCGUGCAUAGCAGUGUCGCCCGUGAAGUGCUGGAAACCGAUCGGACCGUGCACGCAAGCCAUUCCGCCUCGUCGGCAAUGAAGCGCAAGGCUGGCGAUGAGGUAGAGGACUCAAUCGAAGCGAAACGUCCCUGCUCGGUGUUGUCAACGAUCAAAAUUUAUGCCGCGCCGGGGGAGAAUGAGAAGGAGCUGUCGGAUGGGUCGAAGUUGGAGAUGGUGUCGACGUCGCGCCAUAUACUCAGCUCGGUUUGUUUAGAUAUUCUCCCAGAUGUUGACCGAAGCCGGUGGUGCCUUGGAGUGCCGCGUUCUGGCGUCAUCGACGAGUCGACGUCCGCGUCGGCAGCAUCCUGCUCAUCCAACAUGCGCUUCUUUUCCUCCCCCACCAUGUCCAGAAGAGUCGCCACGCCCUCGACAGUCUACCUCGUCACCGGCGCGAACUGCAGACUCGGCAUCGUCCUGACUCGCAUUCUCGCUCUGCGCGAUGAUACCAUCGUAUUCGCCGGCGCGCGCAACCCCUCUGAGUCCACCGAUCUCCUUACACUCGCCGGUCGCUUCCCCAAGAAAGUACAGCUCAUAACUUUCAUCCCUGGGGACCGCGAGUCCAACAUCAAGACCGUCAAUGAUAUCCGGAGGUCCGCCGGGAGGCUGGAUGUGGUCAUCGCGAAUGCAGAAGCACCUAAAGGACGAGAAAAUGCACCUUAUGAACUCGAUGCCGUCGAACCAAUCGUCCUCCUCCGCGAAGCGUAUGACCUCCUCAAAUGGACACCUCCCGCGAAGCCCAAGUUUGUCAUAGUUGCCAAUUACGACGAGACUGCCCUCGGGACGAGGAUAUACAACUUCCUUGACGCGGACGUCGUAGAGAUGCCCGAUGUCGUGUUGAACUGGCGUGCCGUGCAUGACGACUAUCCGGACUUGGUCUUCUUCCCUGUGUGCGGCGACGUUGUCAACACUGCUGGCACCUCCUUCAUACCCAACGAAGAAGGCAUACGUCACCUCCCGCACAUUACCGCCGAGGAGAGCGCGACAGGCAUCCUGAAGCUCGUCGACAAGGCGACGCGCGAGACGCAUAAUGGAUACUUCUGGAGCUUCAACGGGAGUAAGCUGCCUUGGUGAAGGGCAAAGCCUCGCAGUGUAGCAUAGUACAGAUUAGGACUCAGCGAACACUACUACUGUAUCGUAAUGGAUUCUGUAUGCACGCUUGUAGUCAAGCGAUGUUGGCCUCGACGAUGAAAACCGUGCAAUUCCAGAUCUCCGUCGCGCGUGU
This is a messenger RNA of Schizophyllum commune H4-8, 3648 nucleotides long. RefSeq lists its product as uncharacterized. Bases 162 to 3497 code for a protein of 1111 amino acids. The record is from RefSeq and is a predicted model, not a curated record. The transcript is spliced from 13 exons. NCBI's taxonomy places the organism in Eukaryota, Fungi, Basidiomycota, Agaricomycetes, Agaricales, Schizophyllaceae.